AUGUCCCAAAAGCCCCUCACUGCCGAUCAGAUUGCUGAAUUCAAGGAGACUUUCGAUCUGUUUGAUAAAGAUCACAGUGGAUCCAUAUCUGCUUCUGAACUAAAAUCUGUAAUGAAAUCAUUAGGUUUAUCACCCACUGACGACGAGGUACGGGAUCUAGUCAAUGAAAUCGAUAUAGACGGUAACAAUGAAAUUGAAUUCAACGAGUUUUUAACCCUGAUGUCUAAGCAAAUAUCUUCAAAUGAUACAGAACAAGAACUGAUAGAAGCUUUCAAAGUAUUUGAUACCAAUGGUGAUGGUGUGAUAUCUGUCACAGAAUUAAAGGCAGUCUUAAGUUCAAUUGGAGAAGACUUGUCUGAUGAAGAAUUGAACCAAAUGAUUAAAGAGGUUAGCAAAGGCACUGGCGAAAUCAAUAUUGAACAAUUUGCAGCUCUUUUAUCAAAAUAA
Molecule: messenger RNA, 447 nt
Organism: Maudiozyma barnettii
Lineage: Eukaryota; Fungi; Ascomycota; Saccharomycetes; Saccharomycetales; Saccharomycetaceae
Exons: 1
Coding region: 1-447 (148 amino acids)
Cellular component (GO): myosin II complex
Molecular function (GO): calcium ion binding
Source: RefSeq, a predicted model, not a curated record